Phalaenopsis equestris is the source of this 615-nucleotide messenger RNA. RefSeq lists its product as uncharacterized. The coding region runs from base 1 to 615 and encodes 204 amino acids. The record is from RefSeq and is a predicted model, not a curated record. The transcript has 2 exons. NCBI's taxonomy places the organism in Eukaryota, Viridiplantae, Streptophyta, Magnoliopsida, Asparagales, Orchidaceae.
AUGAAUGGACAUAAAGGUGAAGCUACCUUUGCCUAUGUUGGAUGUACAAAGGAUGCUAGAAAAGAGCUGUGGAAUAGGUUGAUUCACAUCAACCAACUGGUGAACUCCCCAUGGGCUGGUCUCUUUGAUCUGGGUUUCAAGGGACCUAAUUUCACUUGGAAAAGGGGAUCUAUUUGGGAGAGGCUUGAUAGAAUGUUGGUUAAUGAUGCAUGGUUCAAUCACUUCCUCCUCACCUUUGUUACUCACCUUAGCCUUGUUGGCUCAGAUCAUAGACCUAUUCUUAUAAGCAUCACCUCAACUGAUAGUUAUAGCUCCCCCCUCCCCUUUAGAUAUCUCAACAUGUGGGUUGCACAUCCUUCAUAUAGUAAUUACAUUGCUGGCCUAUGGAAAGGGGUCUCUCACCUUGACCCCUUAGUUAAGCUAAGCUUACUGCAAAUUAAGACUGUUAAAGCCCUCAGAGGUUGGAGCUGGAACACUUUUGGAAAUGUUCAUGCCACAGUCCAGAAGGCUAAAGAUGAAGUAAAAGCUUUGGAGAAUGGGGGACACCUUGGUAUUGAGGAGGAGAAAAAGCUGCUGAUUGCUCAGAACAACCUCCUCAGUGCCAUUGACUACUAG